Molecule: messenger RNA, 2304 nt
Organism: Topomyia yanbarensis
Lineage: Eukaryota; Metazoa; Arthropoda; Insecta; Diptera; Culicidae
Product: G-protein coupled receptor Mth2-like
Exons: 5
Coding region: 533-2098 (521 amino acids)
Biological process (GO): G protein-coupled receptor signaling pathway; cell surface receptor signaling pathway
Cellular component (GO): membrane
Molecular function (GO): G protein-coupled receptor activity
Source: RefSeq, a predicted model, not a curated record
CACCGUUAAAGUCAAUUUUCGUUUGGGGAUGCUUGAGCUAACGUGAAGGGUUAGCACUCCUAUUCUUGCAUCGCCCGGUUAUUAUUCGGGGAAAUGCACAUCGGCUAGUCCGCGCAAUCGAACGAUUACAAUCCACGCCUGGAGGGGAGGUCGGUUGCGGUUCGUGAAUCGCGUUCCUCGAUGACGGUCGUGUAAACAUAAACCGUCGGAGCUUGCGUUUCGAACACAAAAAGUGUUAAUAAAUAAAUAUCCAUAUCCGAUCGGCGCGUAGCAGCGGGUAGCAGCUAUUCCGAUGCCAUGAAGAUGAUUGGCCGCAGGUGCUAAAGCAAUUAGGUUUACCCAAACGGAGGAGUUCCAAGAGCUGGCGCGUGUUUGUGUACGAUUACCCCUAUUGAUAGCCGGCGGGUGUUGGGCGAUAUUUUUGGAUCAAAAUUUGGAUACCAUUUUCUAUGGGGUGGACAGAAACAAAAGUUUUGCUCAAAUACGCAACUGGCUCAGUAGACGCGAAGUGUUUUUUGAGUGGAGCGGUCGCAUGGUGUGGUACUUACUUAGUGCGAUGACGAAUGGUUCGUUCUUAUCAGUUAGUCUCCUCGCUUUAAUCAUAGCAGUCGAUGCUGUUUAUAGCGAUGGCCAACUUCGCUGUGAAUUUCGUGACUCAGUGAACAUUAGUGGUGGAGUACGAGACGGCCAGCAGAAUAUUCUCUACGGUGGUCUCAAAUACGGACCGGAACAUUACGCUCUAAUAAACUACGACUACGUGAGCUACGAUGAAAUUGUGGAAGUUCCCCGUUAUUAUCGAGGAUGCAUUUGUCAACUUACAAAUUGCGUACGUCUGUGCUGUCCGGUGGGCGAGUGGUUUUCCAGUGAUGGCGAAAGAACAAUCUGUAAUGAGGCCGUCAGUGGAUUACCAUUUAAGGUGUGGGCGAACAUUAGUUCCGUAAGUGGUAUGCGUGUUGCCAAUCUGCUGGAUGAAACAAACUUUGGAUUCGUGCAUCACAAACCCUGCCCUGGGGUGCUUCCUGGGGAAUUGGAGGAAUGGUACAUGGAUGACCAUGGGACAAUACAAAUGGUGGAAGAUAUUAGCAUACCACAAGACGAAUACUGUUUAGCGAUAUCAGACUACGUCGGUACGGCCGUUCCAUACUUGUGUCCCCUAAUCGAACAAGCGAAAGUGACAUACUCCAUCGGAAUAAUUUUAUCCAUCCCCUUUCUAUUGGCCACAUUGUUCAUCUACGCUUGCAUACCGGAGCUCCGCAACAUUCACGGCAAAUCGCUGAUAUGCUACAUCCUGGCACUGACUUUCGCCUACGUGAUGCUGCUGCUGAUAAACUUCCACUGCUCCUUUAUUCCGUGCAACGUUAUGGGCUACAUGCUGUACUUUUCCGUUCUGGUAAGUUUCUUCUGGCUCAACGUGAUGUGUUUCGACAUAUUCUGGACCUUCAGCAGUGGAGUGGUUAUAAAAAAUGAACGAAAACGAUUUAUUCACUACGCACUGUACGCUUUUGGAUGCCCAACGGUGAUCUUGAUAAUUGCGCUGGUCUUUGAUCAUACCGAGCUAAUAGUGGAGGAGUAUAGGCCUCGGUUCGGAGAGUACGGUUGUUUUAUCUUCCGUGAUAAACUGGUCGAAUUUAUUUACUUCUACCUCCCGCUUCUAAUAUUGGUGAUGGCUAACUUGUACUUCUUCGUGGUAACCGCCAUCCGAAUCGUUCGAAUUCAGCACGCCACGGACGUGGCUUUGCGGAAUGGCUCGAGGCGGCACAGUAAAUUCGAAAAGGACCGUCACAGGUUUAGCCUCUAUCUGCGGCUGUUUAUUGUAAUGGGUGUAACGUGGACAUUUGAAAUCGUGUCCUGGGCAGUAGGAAGCAGCGAUUGGUUCUUCUACGUGUCCGACGUGUGCAACUGUUUGCUGGGCGUGAUUAUCUUUUUUCUUUUCGUUUGGAAACAGAAGGUGAGACAGCUGGUAGUGAAAAGAAUAGGCAACCAUCAGGAACUUAGACGGCGGAAGUCUACAUCCGCGAGUGUGGUUUCAUCGACGGGAGCCACUAAAUUUACCAGUAUUCAGGAUUCUACGGUUACGCAACCGCCGGUGAAUGCUUGAGGUCUUGCUCUGAUGGAUUCUAGGAAUUUCAGUACGGGUUACUCGCUUGAAAUACAGAAGCAUUUGUGUCGAUAUUGAUUAUUAAGUACACGUUCAUUUUAGGGGCGCACACGAAAGGUGUUAUAUCGCUUUAAAAAUCAAUCAAUUGUAUUUGAACUUUUACAAUGUAUGACAUCAAUUUUAUAGACACACAAUACUCGCGUACG